UUAAUUUGAAAGUUCAACACCGGAAGUGUUUGACAGCAACACUCGCAGCUAGCAUGUAGCGGACCGCAAACUCUAUUUAAAUUUUAGAAAUGUGGCAUCGGCGCUGCUACAGUUGCUUCCAGCUGGACGUCACGUCGUAGUGUCUCCGUGUCUCAGUUAAAGUCAACUGUCACGACACGAAACGUCUUCGGUUCGUUUUGUCUCUGCGUAUAAACCGACUGUUAGCUUGUUCGCCGGAGUCAUGUAGCAGCAGCAGCUAGCUUGAAGCUAACGCAGGCUACAGGUCGGAGACGCGACAAACACUGAGGUGUCACAGUCCCAGGUCACGUCAUGGCCGACGACUCGCAGAGGAACUUCCGCUCUGCGUACUACGAGAAGGUGGGCUUCCGGGGUGUGGAGGAGAAGAAGUCCCUGGAGAUCCUGCUGAAGGACAAUCCUCUGGAUCUAGAGAAGCUGAGCACCUUCAGUCAGAGGUUCCCCCUCCCCUCAGUGUACCGGGUCCAUGUGUGGAAGGUUCUGCUUGGCAUCCUGCCUCCCCAUGGCGACUCCCACGCUCUGGUCGGCGGCUACAGGAAGGAGCAGUACCAGGACGUCCUGGAGGCCCUGGAGGUCAUGAGGUACAUCAGCUCCUCCACGCCCUCCACCCACGUCUACCUGCGCAUGUUCCAGCUGGAGAGCCAGGUGCUGCCGCGGUGCUCCGAGACCACACCGCCGGAUGAAGAAAACGAGGACUUCCUUUCCAUCAGCCGAGCCAUGGAGGAGAUCGUUGACGACCCGAUCGACUGCUACUGGCUGAUCAAGUGUUUCGUCAACCAGUUCCACACAAAGUUUGGAGACUCGAUCCCUCAUCUUCCGAAGAGCCUGGAGCAUUAUCUGAGUCAGGAAGAGCCUCGACUGCUGAGCCACCUGAAGAGCAGCGGCGCUCUGGCUCAGCUGCCGUACGGACUCUGGUUCAGACGCUGCUUCGCCGGCUGCCUGCCGGAAUCGAGCCUGCAGAGGGUUUGGGACAAGGUGAUCAGCGGCUCCUGUAAGAUUCUGGUGUUUGUCGCUCUGGAGAUUCUGCUGAGCUACAAUAUCAUGUUGAUGGGCAUCAGCCGGCCGGAGGGCAUGGUCAGGUUCUUGUGCAACAUCCCGCAGGAAAACACGGACGCCAUCGUGACCAAAGCCAUCGACCUGUGGCAUAAAUACUGCGGCACCCUGAUGCACGCCGCGUAGACGCACGGAGCUGCAGACACUUUCCCAGAAUUCAGCAGGAGAGACUUAACGGACUGUGGACUUCGCUGACCGUGGGGGCUUUGUCUCCGCUCGACUGAACUGAAGACUCCUCAUGAGCUGCUGUCGAUAAGCCGAGCGACUCGGGAACAACUUUCCACGUGGACCUGUCGGACAGUGGAAAUGGCGGCUGCACAGAGACGAUCACUGGAGCAUGUUUGUGUGUGAUCGUAAUACGAAACAAGGAACAAGGAAGCGUAAACUUAUUAAUUGUUUUAAUAAGUUUCUUUCUUUAAGAAACUGCAUACAUCGUAUAAGACUCAACAAUAAAUUAAUAACGACAUGCAGUUUUUUUCUGCUUUACAAAAACAAAA
Scophthalmus maximus (turbot) is the source of this 1586-nucleotide messenger RNA. RefSeq names its product TBC1 domain family, member 7 (gene tbc1d7). Lineage: Eukaryota; Metazoa; Chordata; Actinopteri; Pleuronectiformes; Scophthalmidae. Bases 331 to 1215 code for a protein of 294 amino acids. Gene Ontology annotation, biological process: negative regulation of TOR signaling; activation of GTPase activity. Gene Ontology annotation, molecular function: GTPase activator activity. The transcript is spliced from 8 exons. The record is from RefSeq and is a predicted model, not a curated record.